UCAGUCGACCGACAUCGGUACGAAGUGAUCGUCCUCAUUCGGAUCCAAACACAGACCUCGUUCACGAUGAGAUCGUUGGUGGUGUUGUUCGCUCUUGUGGCUGUUGCCGUAGCCGCUCCCAGUGCGGAGAAGAGAUCAGUGGAACACGUGGCGGUGGCGUACUCCUUGCCUGCUGCGGUCUCGCACCAGUCUCGGGUGGACGUGCACUCGUCGCCUGCCGUGGUGGCCCCAGUUGCUGCUGUAGUGGCUGAGCCCGUGGUUGCUGCGCGCACUGUCGUCGCUCCUGCUGUGUACAGUGGUGCCUCAGCUGUGUCCCACCAGUCCCGCGUCGAUGUGCACCACUCACCAGCUGUUGUCACCAGCUACGCCGCGCCAGUGGUCGCUGAGCACGUCGUAGCCCCCGCUGUUGUGGAAGCGCGCUCCGUGUACGCCCCCGUAGCCACCGUAUACUCCGGCGGUUCCGCUGUGUCCCACCAGUCUCGUGUGGAUGUACAGACCUCACCAGCAGUGGUUGCUCAGCACGUAGUGUCUCCCGCUGUAGUCGAAGCUCGCUCCGUCUAUGCUCCUUCUGUGUACGCUUCUUACUGGUAAACGACAAGAGUGAUAGGAACCAAUGACAUUGAUAGUUAAUAAGUUUUGUAAAGUCAAACGAAACGUAUGUAUUUUUUGAAUAAAU
Messenger RNA from Spodoptera exigua (beet armyworm), 676 nucleotides. The record is from the annotation of a GenBank genome assembly. Lineage: Eukaryota; Metazoa; Arthropoda; Insecta; Lepidoptera; Noctuidae.